Molecule: messenger RNA, 270 nt
Organism: Ostertagia ostertagi
Lineage: Eukaryota; Metazoa; Nematoda; Chromadorea; Rhabditida; Trichostrongylidae
Source: the annotation of a GenBank genome assembly
AUGGUGGACCCGAAGUCGUUAGCACUCAUCAUACCUGUUGAUCAGAAUCCAAAGAUUAUAUCCAGAGAGCGUUUUGUCUCGUUACUCGAGUAUUGUGAGGAGGAGCUCGGUGUCGAGCGCGUUCUCGCCGUGUUCAAGAGACCAGAACUGUCGAUGUCGGAAGGAUUCCCGCGCACUCUUCGGUAUGUUGGUUUCCGCGUUCUUCCGCCUGAUGCCGUUCCUGCACCAUUUUCAAGUGACAACUUUUUCGUAAUGAGCUAUAAUGUUUAA